This is a messenger RNA of Paralichthys olivaceus (Japanese flounder), 584 nucleotides long. Lineage: Eukaryota; Metazoa; Chordata; Actinopteri; Pleuronectiformes; Paralichthyidae. The record is from RefSeq and is a predicted model, not a curated record.
AGGUAACACACACAAGUGAUUUUGAAUUAUUUUGUCAAAAACGUGGACACAGAGAUGGUCAAAUUAAAACAAACUGAGCCGUCUUGUAUCUUUGAGUGUCUUUCAGUAAUGUCAUCAUCUCACGUCUCUUCUCUGUUCAGGGAAAACUGAUGGAUGGAAAAGUGAUUGACUCGUCUCUGUCCCGGGACCCUCUUGUUGUCGAACUGGGGAAGAGGACGGUUAUUCCUGGUCUGGAACAAAGCUUGGUUGGCGUGUGUGAAGGGCAAAAAAUCAAGGCUACUAUUCCCUCUCACCUUGCGUAUGGAAAAAAAGGUUACCCUCCUACAAUCCCAGGUGAUGCUGCUCUUGAGUUCGAGGUAGAGGUGAUUUCUCUAAUGCAGCAGACGCCAUGGCAGAAAAUGAUCAAUGACGUGUUCCCCCUGGUGUGUCUCGCCCUGGUGCCCACUCUGCUCGGCCUGGUGGGACUUUACCUCUACAUAAAGGCCAACGCCCAGAAGCCCAGCAAGAAGAAGGCCAAGGACAAGAAGGUCAAGAAGAAAUGAAGACAUGGCACAGAACUAUUUAAAUAAAUUUUUUAAAUUGUA